Messenger RNA from Brettanomyces bruxellensis, 435 nucleotides. RefSeq lists its product as uncharacterized. The transcript has a single exon. Gene Ontology annotation, biological process: protein targeting to vacuole; late endosome to vacuole transport via multivesicular body sorting pathway. NCBI's taxonomy places the organism in Eukaryota, Fungi, Ascomycota, Pichiomycetes, Pichiales, Pichiaceae. The record is from RefSeq and is a predicted model, not a curated record. Gene Ontology annotation, cellular component: fungal-type vacuole membrane; Vps55/Vps68 complex. Bases 1 to 435 code for a protein of 144 amino acids.
AUGGUUUAUUUAGCUGGUGCCCUUUAUGCAAUUGGAUUUUGGCUCUUGGUCGAUGCAUCUAUAUUCAGCAAAACAGUGAAUGCCUCAGUUGUGCAUGUGACGUUUGUUGACUGGAUUCCAUUUAUUUGCUCUACGUUGGGAAUGAUCGUCAUUAAUUCAAUAGAUAAAAGCCAGCUCUUCAAUUCUGAAGGAUUUGGCUCCGGAUUGCAAUGGCAGGCGAGAUUGGUUCUUUUUAUAGGCUUUUCACUGUUGGCAAUUGGAACGGCGGGAUCAUUCCUUGUGCUUAUUUUGAAAUUUUUAAUUAAGGGUUUCAAUACUAUGCCUACGUUGGAAAUGGGAUUAGAAAACGUUGGUGCCAACUUCAGCGUGAUGUUUAGCUGCAUAUUACUCUGGAUAAUACAGAACAUUGAGGAGGAUCAAACUUUAUCUUUGUGA